Portunus trituberculatus (swimming crab) is the source of this 6213-nucleotide messenger RNA. RefSeq lists its product as uncharacterized. Bases 306 to 3194 code for a protein of 962 amino acids. The record is from RefSeq and is a predicted model, not a curated record. Lineage: Eukaryota; Metazoa; Arthropoda; Malacostraca; Decapoda; Portunidae. Gene Ontology annotation, cellular component: membrane. The transcript has 20 exons. Gene Ontology annotation, molecular function: G protein-coupled receptor activity.
GAAGCACCGCGCAGUUGAUGGACGAUUGCCUGAGAGGAAGGAGCGAGUGUCUAUGUCUGGAUGCGUAUUCAUCCCCCUGUGAAAUGUGCCUUCCUUGACGCUGACCCCACUGUGUCAAGAACAUGUGUACGAUGUGAGGAUAUCAUUAAACCACAACAAGACGGACCCGUGAGAGUGCGAUGGGGAAGAUCCGUGAGAGUGGCAGCAAGGCGUGUGUUGGGGCCAGCAAGGACCCCCGAGCACUGCGGCAAGUGUUCGUAAUGUGAAGGGACUGCACGGAAACCAGGCCAGCUUAUUGUAACCUAAUGGCGGUGAAACACUACUUGGCCUGGACCGUGAUGCUGGCGGCCCUCCCGGGGGCCACAACACUGUGUAACUCUUGUAUCGUUGAUGUGGGAGCAGACGCUUCGUUAGGAUUUCUGGACCCCACCAUGUGUUGUGACGAGGUGGAUUACCCUUUCACCUUCCUGGCACACUUCAGCGCCUAUCAGCACAGCAUAACCUUUCACCUGCACGAGUAUUACCUGCUGGACACACAGAUACGGGUGUGUCAGAGUGUCUUCUACGACCUGUUUUACAACUACGACUACGUUGCCGACGACUACAACAUCGAAACCUAUUGUUUGGAGGACUACCCUAUCAGGUGCCUCCCUGACCAGCUGCCCAACCCGCCAGAACUCAGCUUUAGGACGUGGAGUGAAGAUGGUGUCCUCAACAUCACAGUCCCGAACAAGCCUCGCCCUGUCCUCCAAACACAUGGUCCUUACGCCAAGAGACCCAUCUUCAACAUCACUUAUGACCGGCGGCAGACUGGCGAACCCGCCCACAUUGCUGACGGAGAAAACAUCCCCAACCUUGACAUGUGCAGCUUCAAUGGCUAUCCAGUGUUGACCCUUCAGGCAGACCGGUCAAGACUAUACGCUUUCAAGUGCCAGUGUGUGGGUGACGCCUAUGGACACAACUGUCAGUGGGGAGGAGAAUGCAAUGCACACAAUCGCAACACUCUCUGCAGUACACAUGGGGAAUGCAGGUACUACAGAGGCAGCAUCAAGUGUAUGUGUGACCAGAAUCACUUUGGCUACAGGUGUGAGCAUCACAUCUCCAGUGGCCAGCCUCUCCAGCCAUCAGCUUGUUGGGAAGUGGGACUGGAAUGCAGCCACUUGUGUUCUCUGGUCAAGGAGCCACAUUGCUUAUGUCCUCCCCACCUGGUGUUGCACAACACCACACAUUGCAUCCCUCGAGCCCAGCUGGUGGACGUGACCGUGCAGCUCCUGGACAGCCAUCCCCACCUGCCCCUGGACCAGGUCACAGAACUGCUGAGGGAAGCCUGCAUCACAGUGGUGAAUGCCAGCUAUGAGAAUAGCAGUAGUAAGGAGUUUCACUUCGCAAUGAACAAGUAUCAGAGAAACUGCCUCCCAGAGAAAAGUCAGUGGGAAGCUGUGCUGGAGUCUUCUGUCAACCUCAACCUCCCCAAGCAAGAUUUUCUUUGGGUCGGUCCUCUCAACAAGUCUGUGGAAGAAGGGAAUCUGGUGCUGAAGUGCACAGUGUAUACAUCAUUGCUUCCUGUUCGUGUGUCCUUCUUCACUGGGCAUCACCAAAUAUUCAGCAGGGAAGUAGAGUCAUGUUAUGGACAUUACCAUGAUGAAGUAAUAACUUUCUGGCUUGAGAAAGAUGAGGACUCCAUAAACACUACUUGUUCCUUUAAUAACAUCUGUACCAACAACACAAUCUGCACCAUCACACUGAUGGCGGAGGGAUAUGAUCCUGACCUGGACUGGGAAAAAUUCAGCGUGGAAGUCAGCCAGGGCAACACCACCACUCAACAGUCAGUGGUGGUGGAGGUCGACCCUCAGCUGGUGGUGGUGGUGCAGCCGCCCAGUGCUGCAGUGAAGAAGAGUGGCAACACCACCUUGAUAUGCACUCUUAUAGGGGACUGGAAAUGGAAUGAGGACUGUGAAAUCAGUUGGGUGUUCCCUGUGGACAGUGGCGUCUUUGAAGUGGAGACACCUGCAUGGAAUGUAUCAUACUUGUACAUUAAGGACCUAGAGCGAUCCAUUACUGUUUCGUGUGAAGUGGCAAUUUGGCGAUUCUGUGACGACAGAAUGAACAGGAGCACAAGUGUGUGUGUGGGCCGAGGGUGCAAGCCAGAGGUGGUGACCAUCCACUGCCUGGAGCCAGAAACACUCUUUUGUCCAGAGCAGAAGGACGCCUCACAAACCUGGCACAUCACACCUGUGAAUGCUAUGAGCUACAGUAACUGUCCAGAAGGCUUUGAUGGGAUCAGCAAGAGGGUUUGUGAGCUUGGGCAGAAUGAUGCAGCAAUAUGGGCUGAACCAGACUACUACCACUGUGUGUAUCAGCCCUUCAGCACGUUGCUAAAAAGGCCUGUCAUGCGUUACUUGAAGAGAGGCUUCCAUGUUGCUGUGGACUGCAACAGCACUGUGAUGGAAAUAAAGCAGCUCUUUGAAGCAAGGAGGAGUAUGCUGCUGCCUCGAGAACAUGUCUUCAUCCAAGAUCAAAUGAAGUAUUUAUUGAAGCCUGGUGUCACUCCUGUUGACAUAGAGGUGUUCUUGAGAUUCUUCCAAGAGAUUAGAAAGAAGAUGGCAUCAAAUGAUGCAUGGCAGCUGAUACCGCUAGCGAGGACUUACCUGAACCUGGUGACAGGUCAGAGGGGCGCCUGUGUGCUGGAUGACCUGGUGCUGUUAGUGCAGGACAUUCCAGCAGAGUGGGAAUACUCCAAUGAAGAGCACAGCAAGAGACUGCAUUUGGAAAUGGCAGUACAAGCAAAGGAGGGGAAGGCAUUGCAUGCAGGUGCACUUGUGUUCCUGGAUCCCAGGAGCAUUCCAGCAGGUGUUGUGUAUGACACAGAAAGCAAGCAGCAGGUCCAUGGCCACAAGCUAACUGGGCCGGUGGUGGAGAUUGUGGUAUCCACCAAUAAUGACAUGUCGCUUGUUGCUGAGAACAUCACUGUGAACAUGUCCUACUAUGACCUAGAUGUGACCACAGAAAGGAAUGUGUGUGGUGGAGCUAAGGUGUCUGGGACUCUGGCAGAGACUCUUAAGUGGGAUCUGACCAGGUGCACUGUGCUGAACCCAGGACACAGAAGUAGGAGGAUUACCAGGUGCCACUGUCAGGGCCCUGGAGUGUUUGCUUUCAUUAAAAUGCCAGAGCUUGUACCAACAGAUACAGACUGAUGAUUCAGCCUUGAAGAGGCCAGUGGUGGUGGUGGUGGUGGUGGUUGUGACCUGCUGUGCAUUUAUCCUGCUGCUGCUGCUGGUAUUACUUCGCGUCUUUCUCCUCUCGUCAGCUUCAUCUCUGUCUUCUGGUAGACGACGGCAAAACAAUGGUGGCAGCAGCCUAAUGAAUGAGCUUAAAGCUAGAAUGACGUCUUCCAUGCUUUGCUUUUCUUCUGAUACAAAUGCACAAAGUGAUAUAGAAAUGGAUUCCAUGUCCUCUACAUCAGAGGCUCCACACUCCUCUCCUGGAUCCACUAGUGUCAGAAGCAGAAGGAAUAAUAAGGACUUCUACCCAGAUCCUCAUUACUUAAACAUGGAAUCUGCAACAGACUUCAAGAGAUUCGUACAUUCACAUAUAUAUGAAAACGUCUUUGAUCAUUCAGAACCUAAACAACAAGCAAGACAAAAUUCACAUGUCUCAGACUGUGAGUACAUGAUCCCAGAUGACAUUCACUUCCCUUUGUUUGAUGAUCAUGAGUCAGACCCAGAUGAUAGCCAGUGUUAGGAGGUCAUUAGGGAAGGCAAUAUCAAGGAAACUGCAAGUGGUACAAAUUACUUACUGUGUGUGUGUGUGUGUGUGUGUGUGUGUCAUCAUCUUUGAAGGAUAAAUGGAUUGUUAUAGGUUUCUUGUGUGUCUUUAGCAAGUAGGAAAUGUUUUUUACUGUUAAGAAAAUGCCAUUCUUAACAAAAAUGUUAAGAAUUUUAAUUGAUAUUAUAUUAUUUUGUAAAAUCAGUCUCAAAAUUCUCAAAAUUGCAGAACUUUUUGAUAGGAAAUCAAACAUGUUUGUACAAAGAAAAUCUGUGUAGUAUUUGUUUUUGCAUAUUGCUAUGAAUGUAUGUGAAUGUUCACUUCAGGAAAGCUUGAACAUAUCAGGGUAAACACGGAGUCAUUGUUGAAUGCUGCACUUGUGUUCACUAGUACAUAAUCUGAGUUAGCAUUGUGUGUUAGUGUAGGCAGUGCAUGAGCUGUAACAGCUGUUUUUAUCAGCCACUCACUGGUGGGAUGUGUAUGCCAUGUACAAGUGGAGAGAAAAGGCAGAGACGGUUAUACUUAAUGGGUUAUUGAUUAGGCCUAAGGUUGACUUUGUGAUUAAUUGCUAGAUAUGAUUUAUUUUGUGGUGGAUCAUUGUUGCCUUUCGUGUAUGAACAGAAAAUUUUUGUAACAUAUCAACAUUCACUCUUUUUAAUAACAAAGAGGGUAAGAAAUCCAACAUUCUUCUAGUAAUUAGACUACAUACAACAAAUUUUUUUUUUUUUUUUUUUUCCUGUAGGCAGUGCAUUGAGAAUUAGUUUUUUUUUAUUAUUUUUAUUGUUUUAGGCAGUGCAUUGUAGAUUAUAUUUAUUUCUAAAAUUUAGGAAUAUCUUAGUGGAAUAAAAUAUUGAAAAGAUUAUGAAAAUUUUUUUUAACAAUGCCUGCCUAUUCUGCUUGAUAUAGGAAUGAAUUCAAUUGCCUACAUUGUUUUUUGGGUUUUUUCCUGUAUAUGGGUAAAUAUUUAACAAGAUUAAUAGGUUUAGAUAAUUUUCAUGUUUUCUUUUUCCCAACACCAAAGGAUACAGAAAGGAUGAAAUACAAGUGUGGGAUCAAGAGUAAGGUGGAGAUGGUGUUGUGCACUCAGACCAAGUGUUCACCUGUCAUCUUAGCACUACUUGUUGCUUCAUUCUUGAUUCCUGUCUUAUUCUCAUGAAGGUAAGGCAUUCACUCACACAUGCUCUGGUGAUGCAUAUUUUGUAUUUUUUGUGUUAGUUCAUUCAGACUCGUCAUAAGAAUAGAGAUCAUCUUUUUUUUUUUUUUUUUUUUUUUUUCCAUGAUGAUGCUUGCUCCAGGGGUAAUGAUCUGUGAUUUAUACUUAUUAUUUGUAGUUUUUUAAGCCCAAAAUAUGGCAAAUAAUUCCCUUUAAUAAAGUAACCUUUAAGAUCAUAAGACUUUUAUGUAUAGUAACUGUUACCUAAGUUGAAUGUUUUUUUACAAGCCAGAUUUGAGCUCGUUUUAAAAUGUAAUAGAAAUACAUUUUGAUGGAAUUUUUCAGCUUUAUAAUGUACUAGUUCUUCUUUGAGCAUUGCUGCCCUUGCUUUGCUAGAGCAAAUAGAUUAGAAAAUGAGGUAUACAUUCGAGUCAUGCAUAUUCAUCAGGUGAUGCAUCAAAUUAUUUGAAUUAUUAGAAGAUACUGAGAGAAAAUCCCUUCCUGGAAAUGUUUAAAGACAAUACAAAUAUUCCAGUGUCUUUUUUCUUUUUGUAUAAAAGUUAUUAUCAAAAGUUAAUCAUUAAUCACCUGCCUAGAGAUAGUUAUUUAUAAAUAGCAAGUACAGUAUUGCAUAAAAACAUUGUGAAAUAUAACCAAAGGGAAUGUAAAGAAAUAAGCUGGUUUUAUGAAGUGUUUUCCUUGGAGAUUAGACAACUUGAGGUAACAGAAGAUGCUGGCAAAGAUGGAGGGUGAAGGAGGUAGGCUUAGCAUUCAUGGUUGGAAAGAAAAAAAAAAAAAAUUAGCAAAAAACUGCAUUAACACAAAAUGUUAGCACAGUACGAGAAAUGCCUCCAUAGCAAAAAAAAAGAAAAAAGAAAUUUAAUUAAAUAAAAACAUGAAUUGAACAUGUUGGCUCUGGAAUGCUUGGUGGCUGUGGCAUUCACUUCACCAACUAGCAGUAGCAUACCUGGAGCCAGCUCGCACCUUGGAUUUUGGCCGGCAAGUCAAAGUGAAAAAUCAGCUAAGUGACAGCUUGCAUCUCAAAUUUCUUGUAAGUAGGGAUGCUCAUAAGUCAAGGUUCCACUGACAGUAAAGUAAAAUCUUGUGGACCACCCAUCACAAAUCAGACCUUAAGUGCAUUCAGUACCUCACAUAAUACAUUGAUAUUUACAAAAGUAAGAGAUCAGUUGUACAAGCCAUAAAAGAUUUUGUUAAGAAACACAUGACAUUUCUCAGAUCAUAAUGACUAUUCCUUCAUCACCUAAGAAUUUUUCCCCUCCUGAGCAAGUAUUCAU